AAAAUUUCGGCCAAAGCAGAACUGGUAGCGCAGCAUUUCGAGUUUGGCGGGUGAGCUCAACCUUGGAUCGAUCACCAUUCAACACCUCUCGAAUUGCUUCACUCUUCAGCGGCGGACAUCAAAAUGGCGCCAAAAUUCUCGGAGCCUAGCGUAAAGAGAAAGGUGCAUCACAAUGAUGGCAGCAGAGCGAAGAAGGCGAAGACUACCACCGGGCCGAAGCACAAGAAAGUCGAGCCAAAGGCUUCUGAAAGUGAUGGCGCCACCUUUUCCGACUCGGAUGACGGAGGCGCUGCUUUGAAGCAGGGGAAAACGGCGAACGGCCAGGCCGCUGGCAAGGCGUUGGAGAAAGGACAAACCUCCCGCGAGGCUCAUGCGAAGCAGAAACAGUUGGCGCAAGAACGUAAAGCCGCGAAACCAUUGGCGGACGAGGUUCAGCGGACGAAAAAGUUGUGGGAGAGAUUGCGCCGCAAGUCGCAUGUGCCCAAGGAGGAGCGCCAGCAACUGGUCGACGAGCUCUUCUCCAUCAUUACCGGGCGCAUCAAAGACUUCGUAUUGAAGCACGACGCCGUGCGCGCUGUCCAGACGGCCAUCAAAUACUCAACUCCAGUCCAAAGGAAGCAGAUCGCGAAGGAGCUUCAGGGUGCCUAUGCGCAACUUGCUGAGAGCAGAUAUGCCAAGUUCCUCAUCGGCAAACUCCUUGUCCAGAACGACACCGAGAUUCGCGACAUCAUCAUCCCCGAGUUUUAUGGGAAAAUCCGCAAGCUUAUCAACCAUUCCGAAGCAUCCUGGAUUCUGGACGACAUCUACCGUGGGGCAGCCACCAAGGAACAGAAGGCCCAUAUGUUGCGAGAAUGGUACGGGCCCGAGUUCGCCUUGUUCAAGUCAGGGAAUAAGGGCGAGGUCACAGCCGACCUGUCCAAAAUUCUUGCUGAAGAGCCAAGCAAGCGGUCGACAGUCCUCAAAUACCUCUGUGAUAUGACCAACAACCUGAUCCAAAAGAAGAUGACCGGGUUCACAAUGCUGCACGACGCCAUGUUGCAAUAUUUCCUCAACCUCAAGCCCGACAGUGAAGAGCUCAAAGAGUUUGUUGAGGUCGUCAAGGGUGACGAGAAUGGCGAUCUGCUCAAGAACAUGGCCUUCACCAAAUCUGGCGCGCGUUUAGCCUGCUUGCUCUUGGCCCAUGGGAGUGCGAAGGACCGGAAGCAAAUCCUCAAGACAUACAAGGACACAUUUCAGCUCAUAUCGGGUGACCCUCAUGGGCACAUGAUCCUGUUGGCUGCCUACGAUCUCAUCGAUGACACAGUUUUGACCUCCAAGUCAAUCUUUCCAGAAAUCUUGGGCAAGGCCGAGGACCUAGACCCGGGGAACAUUGCUUUCAUGGCGAACGACCCGAACGCACGCAUCGUGUCCUUGUACUUGUUCGAAGGCCAGUCCAAAUCAUUGUUCCCAUCGAGCCAUGCCGAUGAUUUGGAAUUGCUCAGCGAGCUCCACGAGAUCCGCAAGACUACGAGCAAGAAGGACGCCGAGGUGAGACGCAAAGAGCUGGUAGCAUCUAUGUCCCCACAGAUGCUGGCCGCCGUAGCGGCCUUUGGGAAGGAACUUGCGGCCACUUCGUUUGGUUGUCAAUUCAUCGCCGAUAUUCUCCUGUCUUCCGUUGGGGACAAGACUGCCGCCCUCGAGGCUGUUGCUGCCACAGCGGCUGGUGAGCCUAACCCUGCUCUCCCCGAGGAUGCUGAUCCUCUCUACCCCCCACCACCACACCUUUCCCUUACACCUCACGGAGGCAAACUGUAUAAGACCCUCAUCGCCGGUGGGCGGUUCGAUAGGGAAACGGGAACCGUCAAAAGAAUCGAGCCGCCCCUUAACUUCGCCGACAUUCUCUACCCUGUCAUAAAAGACCACAUCAUGCAGUGGGCAGUUGGGCCAAGCUCGUUUACAGUGUUGGGUUUGCUUGAAGCCCCGGAUUUCUCGUCAAAGAAAGAGCUUCUCAAACUCCUCAAGUCGGAGAAGAAGACUGUUGAGCGUGCCGCCACCGCUGCUGAGACCACGGCGGGGGGUGUGAAGCCCAAGUCGAAGAACAAGGACAACGGCUCCAAGUCGAAGUCGGGAGGGAACCAAGGCGCAAGACUGUUGUUGGAAAAGUUGCAAGCAUAGAAUAUGGGGCAAAGUGUGCAGCGUGCGUGGAUGGGGUGCUAUGAACAUGAUGGAUAGGGGCCCAUACAGCGCAGAGGCUUCGCUAAUAAAUAUACCUAGUGUAAACACAUGGACACUCUGCCAUGAUGGCGUUAUCUGUAGACUGAAGUGACUGGUCGG
Molecule: messenger RNA, 2313 nt
Organism: Podospora pseudopauciseta
Lineage: Eukaryota; Fungi; Ascomycota; Sordariomycetes; Sordariales; Podosporaceae
Gene: puf6
Product: Pumilio y domain member 6
Exons: 2
Coding region: 124-2154 (676 amino acids)
Biological process (GO): regulation of translation
Cellular component (GO): nucleolus
Molecular function (GO): mRNA binding
Source: RefSeq, a predicted model, not a curated record